AUGUAUCCUAAAGCCAAAAUCAUACGUACAGUACAUAACAGUAGUGAAAAAUGGUUUGAAAGUUUCAAGAACACAAUUGAACCUGUAGGCUUUGAUAUUUUUUAUUUUAUUUCCGUUUAUUCUAUUCGAAAUUUACGACUACAAUGUAUUCUUGCUGGGAAAUUGUUUAAAAAGAGUAUUACUGAAUAUGGUGAAAUCGAGCCUAGACUCUACGAUCUUUAUGAUGCUCAACGAAUAUAA
Molecule: messenger RNA, 240 nt
Organism: Rotaria sp. Silwood2
Lineage: Eukaryota; Metazoa; Rotifera; Eurotatoria; Philodinida; Philodinidae
Source: the annotation of a GenBank genome assembly